Molecule: messenger RNA, 1507 nt
Organism: Paramacrobiotus metropolitanus
Lineage: Eukaryota; Metazoa; Tardigrada; Eutardigrada; Parachela; Macrobiotidae
Exons: 4
Coding region: 50-1249 (399 amino acids)
Molecular function (GO): protein binding
Source: RefSeq, a predicted model, not a curated record
UGAGCUCGACGGGCAGGUUGCGCGAGAUGUGGUGCGAUGGGAAAAGGUCAUGCCGCUGGAAAGUGCGCAGCAGGAAUGGACAUGCUCUAACACGUACUUCAAGCAUAUUGUUGACAUUGCCAGAUGGAGCGAUGAGCUAAAAAAGGUGACCAAAAUGCAAAGAUUUGCGGCAGUGUGGAACGAGCAUACGAAUACGGUUUGGGUGCAGCUGACCACAACGGGAUUGGCCUACAUUUCAUCCGCUGUAAAGCCCCUCUCGUCAAACAAAUGUGCGGCUGUUCUCAGAAUGGUAGAGAUUUCUUUGGCUGAUCAUUAUCAAGAGGCGGGGACGAACCCGUGUUUCGACAAAGACGUCUUGUUAAAUCUCGCUCCCAUUUCGACGCCCCGGCAAGCUAUUUCGAUGAAAAACGCGGAAGAACCGGACAGCCUCCAGCCGAUGCGCAUCGGCCUGGUUCCUGUAGAAAUCCUCACCGAAGCGUUUUCCUUCCUCGACAUUUUCACACAGUUGACCUGCCGCCGCGUAUGCCGAUGCUGGAACUCAGUGCUACUAUCUCCAACCGCAUUCUCUACGGUUACAAUCAACGUGAGACGAUGUGACAAUCAGCAGCUAGCCAUGGUGCUUCACAAAAAGGUCACCAACUUCACGAAGACGGUACUUAUUGUGAAUGACGGUCACCCACAGCCAACCGCCACUCGCGCUCCCCUGCAAAUCCUUACCGAAAUGCUGACGGCUAAAAAGGUCAAAGUGCCGGUCAUCAUUGUUUGCCGGCUUGGGAUGUCGGCGCGCAGUCUACUCGAUUACUCCGAUCCGGUGCGACUGCAGUGGCGUUCCGAGUGGAGCCGUGUGUGUGCGAAGCUGGUUCUGAAGCAAGUAUCAGUGCGGGAACUAAUGGAAGCACAAAACCCGGAGGCGGAGCCUGGGAAAUAUACUGUUGGCGCUUCUGGCCACGAAGCGCUAACCCUGGAGAUGGUGACCACGGUUAUUGUGACGACUGGAGUCCAUAUUGGAUUUCUACUGGACAAGCUGGAGGAAGCAUGCCCGAAGGUCCCGCCCAAACUGUACUGGAAGGCAGUGUGGCAUUUGAAGAAGGAACGGGAAACUGGUGACCUCAUACCGUGGCAGGUGGUACGAAAAUGGCAAGCUGGGGAUCGGCGAUUUGAGGAUAACUGUGGACGGCAGAAUUUCGAACUGGAAGUGAGGUCGUUGCGCAGACUGACCAUAUAUGCUCUGCACUACGCCAGUCGUUAGCGUGUCUUCCCUUUGAGAAUGCAUCCAGAAUCUCGUGGACUUUGUACAGCACCAAGGCUUCCUCCGGAAUCAGCAGUUUAGGAUUGUUUAUUUUAUUUUCAUUCGUUUUUAAGUGUUUAUUAAACGCUUAUAAUUGUCAUAUAACAAAGUCAUGACCAAAAUUAUGGAGUUACUUUUGUUUAUGCUUUCGCAUACAACCCCCGUUCACAGCUCCUGGAUGUGGUAUUUGUAUCUGUAUGCUGUAAAGGGAUCUACUAC